ACUGCGUGUGAGGUAGGCAGGAUUGCGCUAUGCUUAUCCCAUGAACCUGUGCUGGAAAAAAUAUGUAAUAGAGCCCACUGUCGACCGAAUCGCUACCAUACCCGGACCCGUAACUAACCCCGGAGUUAUGGCGUGCUAACUAGCAGUGGGUUGCCUAUUUUGCAGCUGCAGAUAUCUCGCUCGGCCGGGUAUUACGGACGUGUUUACGUGACGUGUGCCGAGAACGCACGUACGGUACGGUGGUACAUGUAGCGCAGUGUAAAGAUUUCGAUGAAGCCUUGAAGGUGAAAGUUACUGUUGAAAAAAUAACUAAUUUCUCUCUAAUUUGUACUAACUUCUCACAAGCUGGGCUCUAUCGGGAAUAUGAAGAGGCGAACUGCCGACUGCGGCAGACCAAGACGUCCUGUGAAACGUACGAAGAUCACGGAGGGUAUUUACGGCAGUAGUACUUUCCUCUACCUAAAAUUUCUUGGAAUAUGGGGCUUUGUUCUGCUGCUUGAUUUUCUUCUGGAGUUCCGCUUUGAGUAUCUGUGGCCCGUCUGGCUCCUCCUGAGAAGCAUCUACGACUCCUACAAGUACCAAGGCCUGGCCUUUUCGGUGUUCUUCAUUUUCAUUGCCUUUACUUCGGACAUGAUUUGCCUGCUAUUCAUCCCGGUGCACUGGCUGUUCUUCGCAGCCAGUACCUAUGUGUGGGUCCAGUUUGUUUGGCAUACUGAUCGAGGCAUCUGUUUACCAACAGUAGCGUUAUGGUUGCUGUUUGUUUACAUUGAAGCAUCAGUGAGACUCAGAGGGUUAAGAUCAGUGGUUCCAUUUCAUCUGGAUCUAUGCAGGCCUUUCGCUGCUCACUGUAUUGGCUAUCCGGUAGUAACGCUAGGGUUCAACUUCAAAAGUUAUGUGAGCUAUCGUAUGAGGCUGAGAAAGCAGAAAGAAGUUCAAAAAGAGAAUGAUUUUUAUAUGCAGCUCCUGCAGCAGGCACUGCCUCCAGAGCAACAAGCGGCCAAUGGGGUCGCAGUCGCUCCAGCUGAAAAACCUGCAAAAGCUGUUAGUAAAAAGCCUGAUGAGCCUGUCGCGAAUGGAGUUGGCGGUAAAAAGGAAUCACCGAGUAGCAAGCAACCAAAGAACCAUCCUGCGGGGGACGGAGGGGGAGGGGGUAAUGAGAGAAGCAAUGUGACUAAAGACAGCCGUAAUAAACAUGUUGGAGCAAACAAUGCCAGUACGCAUGCCAAGUCCACGUCGACUUCUCAACAGGACGGCAAUUUCAUGGACACAAAGACUUGUCAACUCUCAUCAUCCUCCUCCUCUACAACUUCAUCAUCGUCAUCGUCGUCGACAACGAGCAAUCACUCCGUCAAUGAGUUUGACAACAUGAAGGAAAAUCUUGCCAAUGAGCAGACGCAAGCCAAGAAUCUGAAGCAGAUUUCGGUUGGGUCGUCGACACGGCAGCGCAACCCUUCACCCGUGAUGAAAGAAAACAGUUCGUCGGGGCAGGGGAGUAAAAAGCCCAAGCCGCUGCCUUCCAAGCUAGAAAAUAAAGAUAAGGACACUAACGUGAAUGCAGAGCAAGCAAGAACGAUAAAUAGCAACAAUCAGCAAGUAAAAACGGAUCCUUCAAAGUAUACUAUAGCAAGGUUGGAGUCUGAUAUAAAGAAGCUGAAGGCUGACCUUCAAGCCAGCCGUCAGGUAGAGAGUGAUCUUAGAAACCAAGUCAACAGUCUUUUAGCUGAUGAACUGCAGGAUAAAGAAGUCUUGGAUCAGUAUAAAAAAGAUAAUGAGUCUCUUCAAAAUAGAUUGCAUAACCUUGUGACCCAGAAGCAGCAGGACAAGCAGAAUAUAAUUCAGCUUGAGAAGAAGGUGAAGCAGGAAAGGGACGGUAGAACAUCCCUUGAGAACCUCCUCAAAGAAGAACGAAAGAGUAGAAAAGCUGAAGAAUCCUGUAGGCAAUAUUCUCAUGCUGGUGGUGUAGAUGAGUGCACAGAAAACUGUCGUAUGAGACGCCAAGACCAGGAAAGCGAGAUUCAGCAUUUAUUGAAAGAAACGAGAGACAAAGGGGAUAAAUUACGGGAUUUAGAACAAAAGAUUGAGCUCCGGGAGCGUCAGGAAAUCCAGAGUAAUAACGAGAGGCUGAUGAAUGCCCUGGUUGCCAUGCAAGAUAAAACAGCUCAGCUGGAAAAUAGUCUUAGUGCAGAAACCAGACUUAAACUAGAUCUCUUCUCAGCUCUGGGUGAUACAAGGCGACAGGUUGAAAUAGCUCAUAGUCAAUUACAUCACAAGGAAGUUGAGAUUCGUGAGUUAAAGUCAACCAUAGCUGACCUGAUGGCAGUGAUGCCCAUGUCCAACUACCCCGCAACCUCCAGCUCUGGCAGUGCAGUGGCCUCCCCGCGGUACUCGGUCAACUUCUGCAGCCCGCGUCAGCCAAAGACCGAUGAGAGCACCCCUCCAACAGUGGUCACCAAGCCCAUGGCUGGGGUUUCCCCUCUCGUUCAGCAACAACCACCACAACCACCUCAGCCCCAACCGCAGCAACGCUCCAACCCAGGGACCCCUCCCCCUGGUGCGCAGUCGCAGGGUACUUCCCCCGCGAAGUCAUCGGUGCUCGACCCCAACGCAGCCGUCUACAGACCUAAGAGUAACUAGAGUAUAGAGAAAGGGAGAACAGAUUUAAAAAUACAGAAUUUUCUUGCCAAGGUGUUCUUUAGUCAUGUUGUGAUGCUUCAUUUUCGCUUGCUUAUCAAUGUCGGUGUUUCAUUGUUUGUAACAUAGCUCACAUAGAUCACAGUCUACAGAAACCAUUUUACAGAAACACAUUGUGAAUGUGUGUUGCCUCAUGAAUCAUCCAGAAAUUCUAGAGUAGGCUGGUACAGUCAGUUCCUACUUACCAUACCAAUCCAUCAUACAACACUUAUUUCACCCAUUGGAUUUAAAAGUUUUCAGUAUACCACAACAGGGCUUUAUAGUAAUCCAAGGCCAUGACUUUGUGUUUCCUAUUGGUUGGUCUAAGUGCCCCUUUCACUAGCCUUUCAUAUUUUUUUUUCCCUUUUUCAUUUUUCUUAACUGUGCCGUCAUAUGGAAAUGUGCCCUUUUGAAAAGUGGCCUUGCUCCAGAAUUAUAGAAAUUAUGGCCCACCAGUGGAUUUCAAGUUCUGGCAUCUUUCCCGGUUUUGCUUCCAUGGGUAGUAUUUGUGUUGUGGACUAGAAGGAUAGGCUAUGCAUUGAAGAUUACAAGGUUUUUGUUUCCAUGAUUUGUUUUUUGUGUGCAGCCACAAGGCAGUCAACCCUGUGUUGAAUUUCACACCAUUCACAUCAUUCUUAUCUAUGGAAAGGCAUUCAUGCCAUAAUUUUUCAUUUACUCUAAGAUGCUUGUGCACUGAAAAGAGGCAUGCUAAUGAAUAAUAAUUGCAUCAGGAUGACUUUUCUAAAGUGCUUUGCAUAUAUAUUGUUAACCUGGACAAAGAGUUGUGAUUGAUCCAGUCAAAGCCAGCAACCCCAACCUCCCCAACAUCCAAUAUGCAUGUUUCUGUUCAAAGUGUUUCUACAUAUCUUUUUCUUGACUAUUCAGUGUGCUCUUCUGUUUCCAAAGGGACAGUGAAAUUUUUUGAAUGAAUAAAUUAUGACAUUGGGUCUUGUAUAAAAGAAUGAACACUCUUCUGGCAUUGAGCUUCAUCAAAACUUGGCUAUCGUUUCAUAAAGACUUUUUUAUAAUAACUAUAGCAAACAUACUAUCAACCAAUCAGAUUGAAGUAUAUCAGCAACUUGACACUUUCAUGGCGAAUUGUUAUUAUAAAACAUUUUAUGAAAUGGGCCCCAGGUAUUUGUGGAGGAUCUGUUGAGAGGAUGCUAUUAAAUGGCCCAGGGGGGUGAUUCAUUAUAAGGAGCAAUUCCCUUCCUAGGAGCGAUUUGUGGGCUUGAUAUUCGUACCAGCCUAAUUUCAACCCCCAAAUCUCUGAUUCACUAUUAAAACCACUGUUGUCACUGAUCCAACCAACUCGAAGAUUUGUUGUCUGUAAUCCAAUAUCAGUCUUCUGGCAUAAACCUUGAUCAAAUAUUUCAAUUUUGUUUAUUUGGAUUGCAAUUUUACAUUAUUUAGAAUUAUAUUUCUCAUUGAAUUUCCCUAAGAUAUUAAAGAAGCAGACAGACUUGAAGUUUGCUUGAAUUCUCAGAACGAUUUGUCAGGACAGCAUCUUUGGUAUCGGUAAAGACAAAAUGACUGCUUGUAUAAAAAUCAAGUUUUCAUUUUAUGUUUGAGCUUCACUUCCACUGCUCACAUGGCUAAAAAAAAAAAGUUUUUUGAAACAGAAUUAUAUCCUGACUUCUAAAUCCAUUAUAUUUUAAUAUCAGCUAGAACAUCAUCCCUUGCACCACUCUGCUCUUUCUCCCCCCCCCCUCUGUUUUCUGAUGACGAAAUGCUAAUUUUGACCCUUGGAUUGAAUGUCAAUACAGCCUCCUCAUUUUUGCUGUGAUGUGCAGUUCAAGAUACCAUAAUACACCCUUUGUUUUCUUUGUGUGCUAGUUGUCUGGCGAUCAUCAGUCAUAAUAAUGAUAUAGGAUUUCAAAUUUACAAUAUUUUUCUUCAAACCAUCUUCACCAAGUUUUCUAAUCUAAUUAAUCAUGUUAUUUUUUCUUUCUUAUGGUCCCUGAUAAAAAGGAACAAUAUACUGUUAAAAAAAAAAGAGUAUGAAAAAGGAAAUAUUAUGUCUCUGGCACCAAUAUCCUACUUUUGACUUAACACUACAAUCUACAUUAAAGCAGCAUUGCUAGUAGUAUACUGAAAUGGAGCUCUGCCACGUGGGAACAUGACUUUUAAUCUCUAGGACUACAUGUGAACAUAACUUGUAAUGUGUAGAACCACAUGUGAAAACAACUUUUAGUCUGUUUACCCACAUGUGGGCAUAAUUUCUGUCCAGAUGUCGUGAAUAAUGCAACCAAGAAUUCUAUGAACACAUUUUUGUGAAGAUAAAUGUUGUAUGUUACCCUCUAUCUAGAAGUUCAGCAAGCAAUGAAGCAUCACAUGUGAACACACCCUAUUUUCUGUAGUCUACUCACACUAAAUCAGCACUCGGUGAAUGAGCCUCAUUCACACUUAGUAAUAUAGUAUGUAGCACAAGAAAGGGAACAUGUUUGUACACGUUUGGUACAUGUAUGUAGGAAACACCUCUCAGAUCUGGUAGCCUUGUUCCAUUAGCAAAUAAUUUAAGUACCAUACUCUAAACUCUGGUUUAAAGUUGUGGUUGAACUAUGGAUCGCCAAUUGUCUCACGAUCAUCUAAUGUUUAUAUUCAAUUUAUUGGUUAUUUGGCACUUGAAUCAUUUAUAGCUAUCUUGAAACAACAAUAAAAAUUGUUUUUACAUGAACUUGCAUGAGAAAAGAGAAAAUUGAAUCUAAAUUCUUAAGAGCCUAUCAAUUGAUAUUACAUCACAAAGCAUGUUUUUGGUAUAUGGCAGAAGUUUGCCCUUAUUUUUAGAUGAGAGACACCAGUUGCAUGUAGACAGUGGCACCAAAGUAUUGUGGUCAGGCAAAGAAAUUGGAAGGUUGAACCAUUGUUGAAAAUGAAUGCAUUGAGUUGUAACGAUUUCAAAAUGAGUUAAUGCAGAAUCCAAUAAAAUUACCACCCAAGUGUCUGUAUGUAUGAAUAAAAAGUAUGCACCAAAGGAUUUGAAAAGAAAUUACUUAAAGUGAUAGGUUAACAUUGGUUUGACUUUAAAAAAAUCUGAGCUAGAAGGUCACACUUGUCACCUGUGUCUGUGAUAUGUUACAAAAUUGAAGCCCAGAAAAAAUUGCGUUCGAAAAUAAUUAUUUAGUGCUUCAAAUAUUGAAAUAUAAAGUGACCGAAAACACCAUCUUAAUUUCAUCCCAUACACUUAUGUGUACUAUUUAGGCGUCUAUAGGUUUGCCUUGUAGUUUUAGCUUUUCAUUCUCAAUAAUGGUUGUUUUCAGGGUUUAUUAGUUCUAAUACAUGCACUUGUACACAUGUUUCAUCGUGGUUUGAGAAUUUUUUAAAUCGGCUGCUCACAAAGUUAAACAAUACCUUUAAUUGCUGAGAAAUCAGCAAAAUAAGCAUGGAAUUCCGCCCCGCUCAAAUGUCAGGAUUUUUUCUUCAUAGAAUUAUAAUACCCUGUCCCACAUAUGCUUAUCUGUGUUUGCUAUCUUCAUUGUGAUUGUUUUUCAACUCGGAUUUUAUGAUUUCACAAAGUUCGGUGUAUGUAUUACUGUACCAGAUCCAGAUCUACAAUGGUAAAGUGACAAUUAAAGGGAAUGGUCCGGGCUGAGAGUAUUUAUAGCUUAAUAAAUAGAGUAGAAUUCACUAAGCAAAAUGCCGAAAAAUUUCAUCAAAAUUGGAUAACAAAUAACAAAGUUAUUGAAUUUUAAAGUUUAGCAAUAUUUUGUGAAAACAGUCAUCCUGAAUAUUCAUUAGGUGGGCUGAUGAAGUCACGAGGCCCUGGUCUCAUAUGCACUGUUUAGCUGCUUAUGUGUUCCUGGGGAGCGUUACAUAAAAGGAUGUGUCGGACGUUUUAUCCAACAAGUCCUGUUUUAUCGGAAAGUUACCGUAGCAACAGUGUCUCUCAGCCAAUCAAAAUCUAGGAAAGUUGUCAGAUCUGACAACGUUUCGGACAAAAAUGUUGAUGAAACGCUCCCUAGGAGCACACUUACACAAAUUUAGUAUUAUCCUGGUACCUAUUGUUCAAAAGGCUUUUAGCUGACCAAUCAAAAAUUCUGUUUCAUAUGUUAUACUGUAUGUUUUUAUGGUGCAUAUCAAGACAGACAUACAUUUAUAUUAAGAAAAGUAACAUAAUGAUAAUAUCCUGCUUUUCAUACCAGUGGCAAAAUCCAUGAUGUCCUACUAUUCAAGUGUGGGGGGGGGGGGGUGAAAUAAUAGUUAUCCCCCCCAAAAAAACCAACAACAACAAUAGGUUAACCCCUUGGAUUUACAUCUGUAUUUGAUACAGCACAUGAUGAUCAUUAUCAUUAGAAUUUUAGAUAGGCAAACAUGCUUUUUGAAAUGGGAAUUACAUAGAAAUUUCAAUCGGUUUCAUGAUUUGAUGGAAGACCGUGAAGUGUUCACUGUUGGGUAUAUUUCCCUCACACAAUUCACCGUAAUUUGAUAAUACCCAAAAUUGUUAAGUGGAGCAAGGCUACCUAUCGUAAAAUCUCAAGUCAGAGUUGUGUGUAGUUAACUGUAGGUCAUAGUUACUUGUACGUGUAUGUUUGAAAGCUGUAAGCUCAUGCACCAUGAGAAGAAAGAGUAUAGUAUUAGCUGUGUACAUUGUAUUGAAUGUGUCACACUCACACACAGCAUUAAGAGCACAUGGGACUAUACACAGAACUCUGGUUAAACUUCAACCUGGUCUGGCAAUUGGUAUUUUGCAAUGAAUGGUCACUUUUAUCCUUCAUAAUAGAUCUUAAUUAGUGUAUUGGGAAUUUGAAUGACAGAUUUCAUCAAAAGUUUCAUUGUUAUCUCCUCCCUCAUAAGGCUAGAAACAAAUCUUCAGAAAUCUAGGGUCCUUGAUACUUUGUGGAAGAAAGAACUUUGAACUUGACCCAAAUUAUUUCUCCCUCGAAAUUCAAGUACAUGAUUGCUUCCUCUAUCCAGUAUGGGUACGGUUGCUGUAUGAAAGGUAGCAUCAAGAAGCCUGCAGACAAGACUGUAGUGCUUACUAGUAAUAUGCUUUUCACACUGCACAUAUUUUCCUUUUUCCCCAGGAAAUUGGUGGGGCUAAAGGGGAGGGGGGUCUUAGCUCCACCAAUUUCCCGGGGUUAAGCUUAGCCCACUUCGGUUUCACACUACGUUUUAGCAAACUGGGCUAGCACGGUAAACAGUAUGGUACUAUCUGGCCCUGUAAAAAGCAGGGUUAGCCAGCUUAUUGCGGUGCUAGCACCACAUUUGCGGUGCUAAGAAAUCCAGUGUGAAACGAAGUGGGGCUAAGCAUUAGCCAAUCAAGUCAAAAUUGCACGUUAAUCACGUUCUGUGUGGCAAAAUCAGUCUGCGAUAGUCCGGGGUUAAGGCGUUAACCCCAGCUAAGCAAAUAGUAUGGGGUUAAGAAAGACAGUGUGAAACCAAAAAAAAAGAUAGUAUGGGGAUAAGGAUAGUCCGGGGUUAAGGAUAGUAUGGGGUUUAGGAAAAGCAGUGUGAAAAGUAUAUAAGUGAACUGUCAACUAUCGUGUUGAUGAGGUGUGCAUGAUUUUCACCCUUUUGGAUCAUGUGUUCCAAACUAGUUUGCUUUGCACUCUGUCUUAUCUACAGGCUUUGAUGGAGCAGGCCUAUUGACAAAUAUAUAUUUUUUCUUAUCAGGGUACGUUUCAUGAAGAACUGUAAUGGUGGCAUUAAUGCACAAAUUAUAUAACAAGUUUACUAUCAGCCAAUCAAAUUGAAUGAUUUCAGUAGCUUUAAACUGUUAUUGCAAAUUUGUUAUUUUAAGAAGUUUUAUAAAAUGGACCCUUGAUUGACAGCCAGCCACUUUGUAGAUCAUGUGUUGGAGGGAUAUUGUUAACUCUCAGGCUCCCAUAAGCUCAUGUUUCUAUGCUUAUUAUAAUGCUGUAUCCACCAGACCUGCCCUUUGUGAAAUCUGUUAUACUGCCCUCUACUGGUACAACCAGACCAGGUUUUUUUCCCAGACCGUUCUUUUGUGCAGAUGAGCACUACACUACUCUGUCAGGGCACGUCACUUUGCUUCUGUGUGUCAGUAAUCGCGUUGGUCAAUGUGUAAUUCUUUUUAGGCUUAUAUUUCUGUGAGUAUAGUGGCUAGUUAAAGUUGGUUUCUUGUGUCUAAAAAUACUAUUGAAGUAGAAGGUCUGUAGCAGCGGUGUUGGAAGGUCGUUAUGACGUAAACAAAAACGUUUUCGGUUCAGAAGAAGACGUUUGAAAUUCUGCAGAGUUUGACAUUGCAAUGUUUAAAACGAUCUGCUCGUUUGGGUAAUGAGUUUCGAGAAUAAGUUAUGAGACAUUAUGUUGACAGUUGGAGAUAGAUUUGAUCCUGGCGUACGGUCAGAUCCCAACUAUUGCUUCACGUAAUGUCAUAUGGGGUCAACGCAUUCAAGUAAAAUUGAAAAGAAAUGCAA
Molecule: messenger RNA, 9050 nt
Organism: Lytechinus pictus (painted urchin)
Lineage: Eukaryota; Metazoa; Echinodermata; Echinoidea; Temnopleuroida; Toxopneustidae
Product: macoilin-like
Exons: 11
Coding region: 364-2634 (756 amino acids)
Biological process (GO): neuronal signal transduction; chemotaxis
Cellular component (GO): rough endoplasmic reticulum membrane; nuclear membrane
Molecular function (GO): microtubule binding
Source: RefSeq, a predicted model, not a curated record